Gordionus sp. m RMFG-2023 is the source of this 896-nucleotide messenger RNA. RefSeq names its product breast cancer metastasis-suppressor 1-like protein. The transcript has 8 exons. Gene Ontology annotation, molecular function: histone deacetylase binding. Gene Ontology annotation, biological process: negative regulation of transcription by RNA polymerase II. The record is from RefSeq and is a predicted model, not a curated record. Gene Ontology annotation, cellular component: Sin3-type complex. NCBI's taxonomy places the organism in Eukaryota, Metazoa, Nematomorpha, Gordioida, Chordodea, Parachordodidae. The coding region runs from base 131 to 769 and encodes 212 amino acids.
GUGAUCACAGUAUAUUCUAAAAUACUACAAAAAUCAACUUUUUUAUGCCAAUGUUUCAAUUUCAAAAUUUAAAAAAUCUGACUAUUCUAAUAGCUAAUAAAAGUAAAUAUUCCUGUUUUACACAUUGUUGAUGGAAGAAAUUGAAAGCAUAAAGUUAACUUUGCUUCAAGGUAGACAAAACUCACUGGUUAUUAUGAAAAGUCUAGACAAUCAAUUCCAAAUUUUAAAAGAAAGGCUCCUUAAAGAUAGAGUAGACGAAAUUGACAAAAAAGUUAAAGACUUAAACAAUGAGACGUUGCAGGAAUGGAUACAGGGCAUGGACGAACUCAAAAAUGAACUUCAAGUCACUCUUGAAAUGGCAGACAACUACCAUGCCCUAUGCCUCAAGAAUUGCGAAAAGGAACUUGAUUUUGAGAUACAAGCGGCUCAAAACGAUUUCGAAAGCUCCAAAGACCUCCUGAUCAAAAACGCUUUGCGCGAAUACCACGUUAAGACGAUCGCCGUCGAGGAAAAGCGUAAAACGCUUAAUAGCAGCAAAAAUUCGAUUAACAAUCCAAAGAAACCUUUCAUUGAGUUCAGAUAUCCGAAAAAACGAAUAAAGCCCACUACCGUCACAGGACCAUAUAUCAUUUAUCAGCUCAACGAAUUCGAUAUACAAGAUGAUCUCUUAGCUAUUAAGAAAGAAGCUCAAGAAUACGCAAAGAAUUCACAAGAAUUAUAUGUGCAACAGAUUAUAGGACUUCCAGUCAUGAAUCGCGAUAUCACAUAAAUAAUUUUUAAACCAAACCAGAAUAGAUAAAAUAUUUACAUAAAUAUAUAAAAAAAAUAAAUAUUAUAAUUUUAUUAUUCUGUACUAUAAAAAUAAUUAAAUUAUUAUUAUAUUUAUUGUUUACAUA